Capsella rubella is the source of this 750-nucleotide messenger RNA. RefSeq names its product transmembrane protein 208 homolog. The record is from RefSeq and is a predicted model, not a curated record. Gene Ontology annotation, cellular component: intracellular membrane-bounded organelle. Bases 74 to 595 code for a protein of 173 amino acids. Gene Ontology annotation, biological process: vacuolar protein processing. Lineage: Eukaryota; Viridiplantae; Streptophyta; Magnoliopsida; Brassicales; Brassicaceae. The transcript is spliced from 5 exons.
AUAACUUCUGCGUCGCCGGGGAAAAAGAAUAAAGACCGAAGAACAUUGAGAGCUUUAGAAUCGGAGAUCAACAAUGGCGAAUCAAGGAGCUAAGAAACGAAAGGAAGAGAACGCGAAACACAUGAACAAGCUUCGUCAACUCAUCAUCGCUUCCAAUGUUGUGUACUUCGUUGUGAGGAUGCUGAUUUAUCAUUCGAGCUUUACUUGGAAACACUGGAUCGGCUUAGUGAUAACUUCGGUGGCUUACGCGUUUCCUUAUAAGCAGCUGAAUCAAAUGGCGAAACCUAGUGUUACAGAUGAUGGUGAGCUUAUCGAUGGUGGAUUUGACAUGACCACUGGUGGGAUUUGUGGAUACUUGCAUGAUGUUAUCUAUAUCACUUGCUUUGUUCAGUUAGCUUCUAUCAUCUCUGGAAAGUUUUGGUACAUGUAUCUAGUGAUACCUGCGUUUGGAGUGUAUAAAGCGUCUGGUCUUAUUCGAGGAUUUAUGUCACAAGGCUCAGAGGGAGGUGUCGAAGAUGAAAAAUCUCGUAAAAAGAGAGAGAAGAUGGAGAAGAAAGCUUCGAGAGGGCCAGUCGUCAGGACGAGAGCGAGAUGAGUGUGUUCUUGUGGAAUACAUACAACAUGAAAUUGGGGAAUGUUCUUCAAACUAUAAAAUUGGUAAACUCCCUAGGCUUUGUGAAUCCCUUUUACAUGAAGAUGUUUUAUGUUUACAAUAUUUACUUUGAUGGGGAAUAGUCAUCGAGUAGAACA